UGUCCCCAAAUUAAUGUCAUUGGUUCAGAGUUUGUUUUGAUAUUUUAACCUGUGUGUCGUGAUCGCGUUUGGUGUAGUGUUAUAGUGCAUUUCAUGUAUUGUUUUGUAGUGCCUUCGCUGGCAUGCAUCUAAAAUAACAUGUUUGCCUCACCAAGAUUGACAUGCUAAAAUCGCCACUGAAAGUAGUCCUGGUGAAUAGUGUGCACAAAACAAUGGUUGUCAUUUAUAUCUUUGGUCAUGCUGUACAAUACUGAACAUGCUGUAUUAUUGCAUCCAAAUUGAGUUUCAUUCAUAUUAAAGUAUUUAACUCUCACCUCAUACGUCUUGCCUAAGUGUUUUAUUGCAUGCUGAUUAAUUGAUGUUGCAUGCUGUGAACUUGACCUCUGUUACAUUUGUGAUUUCACUUGUUUUAUAUAUUUAAAUGAGUAUCGGUCACGUGUGGCAUUGAGAGUGAGUGCUGCUACUUCCAGACAGUGACUAACUUUUAGCACUGUACUUGAUUUCCUGUGUGUGGUUGGUUUCUAAAUGAAUUAUACUGGGGCGGGAGGGGUUCGAUCGUGAACACACGCUUGCACGUGUGUAGGGUAUAAUGAGAACAACACAAUGCCGCGCAUCCUUGAGAGGUCUUGUCGCCGUGACUGAAGGAUCGACGUGGAAAUAGAGGGGAGGGAAGCGAUCAAGACCAGUGAUUAAGAUAUGAUUUUACGCCUAUUUGCAUGGCCAGUUUUUCUCCUUGCUUACACCGUGUUUGCUGCGCUGCCUAGACCUUAUAAUGUGAGGAUGGAUGCUGUGAACACUCGAUACAUCAUGAGAUGGGACUGGAAUCACUCCAUGGCCAAUCACAACAUCACGUUCACCGCUCAAUACACAUUUUCUCAGACACAGUCGGACGAGAGUUCCUACACAGGGAUGUGUAUCAGGAUAACUGAGGAGAGGUGUGACUUCUCUAGGGAGCUGGACUUCUACAGUGCGUCAUACACACUGAGAGUGAGGGCCGAGGGCAGGGGUCAGAUGUCAGACUGGUACAGCCUGACGUUCAUUCCUGAUGAACAUGCGGACCUAGGCCCCCCAUCCCAUGUGGCGUUCGAUCCAGGGGACGCCAUGUUAACAGUGAGCUUCAGGGAGCCAAUGACGGAGCAGAACACCCCCAUGAGAUCUGUGUUGGACAUGUCCUUCAGUCUGCAGUAUUGGGAGAAACAUUCACACAGCAAGAAACAAGAGAACGUUUUUGACACCACAGAGGGAACACUGUUCCCGCUGAAGCCCUGGACAGAGUACUGCCUGCAGGUCAACGCAUUCAGCAAACUGUACAAUAAGACCAGCCCAUACACACAGCAACAGUGUGUGAGGACCCUGGGACAAUCUCCUGUGUGGAAGGUGUUGCUGGCUCUGCUGGGCUGUGUUCUUCUGAUUACGACAGUGUCUGUCUACAGAUGCCACAAAAAGAGAAAAAGUAUUGUCUCAAAGCACACAUUUCCCAGCAGUAUACUGCAGAACACACAGGAUCAAAUAUCCCUUCUCCUCCUGCAUCCGGAAGAGAGCUGUGUGGCCACAUGUGUGGUGGCUGUACAGGUAGAGCAGACAAGCCAGGGUCAACAGCAACAGGUCAAGGGUCAGGGAGAUGUUGAGGCGGAGCAGGACAGUGGCUCCUCCUCCAUCCAGAGAGGACAAGGCAGCUCCAGUCAGGACUCUGGGAUCUACUCAGGAGAAGACAGUGGAAAGAGGAGCGCAGGGUCAACAACAACAAGUCAACCUGAAGAGACUCACUGAUCACUGAGAAGAAGAAAAAAUGGAUCCCCAUAGCAAACUGCUGUAGAGGGAUUAGUGGAGUUUUGGGGAGCAGCUUGGAUUCACUUUCAAGAGGAGAGCUCUUGGGGAAAUAAUUUUUUAGUCAAAUGACUUUUUAAGACUUUUUUAGACUAGCUAUAAGACCUGAUGCAUUUCUCUAGUUGAGUUUAUUGAGUUGCCUGGGAAUAAUGGCCAAUAAUGCAGGUUAUGGGAUGCAGGUUAUGGAAUGUACUGUAUAUGUUAUCAUUUUUGUUAUUCCCAUGGAAUAGGUGAAGGGAGUAAUACACAGCGUUGUACGAGAUAUUCCGUUUUUUGGCAAUUUCUCGCAUGGAAUAGCCUUCAUUU
Molecule: messenger RNA, 2133 nt
Organism: Salvelinus sp. IW2-2015
Lineage: Eukaryota; Metazoa; Chordata; Actinopteri; Salmoniformes; Salmonidae
Product: interferon alpha/beta receptor 1a
Biological process (GO): cytokine-mediated signaling pathway
Cellular component (GO): plasma membrane
Molecular function (GO): protein binding; cytokine receptor activity
Source: RefSeq, a predicted model, not a curated record